This is a messenger RNA of Debaryomyces fabryi, 837 nucleotides long. RefSeq names its product Ras2p (gene RAS2). Lineage: Eukaryota; Fungi; Ascomycota; Pichiomycetes; Serinales; Debaryomycetaceae. Gene Ontology annotation, biological process: signal transduction. Gene Ontology annotation, cellular component: plasma membrane. The transcript has a single exon. The record is from RefSeq and is a predicted model, not a curated record. Gene Ontology annotation, molecular function: GTPase activity; GDP binding; GTP binding. Bases 1 to 837 code for a protein of 278 amino acids.
AUGUCUGCUGUUAAGGACAGUUUGGACGUAUUGAAUCAAAAGUAUGAUAUUUUUAUAGUAGGCGAAGGGAAUGUUGGAAUAUCGUCAUUCUUGUACUCAUAUAUUUACAAGGAAUAUGUUGAAGAUUCCGAAUUAGAAGUCGAGGAAUUGCUCACGAAGACUGUGUGGAGAGGAUCCAGGUCUUACGACAUCUCGAUUUUGGGAGGUUCAGCUACUCAAGAAUAUUACCUGAGCAGUAGGAAGCAACAAAUUAAGAAUACGACCGCAUUGGUCUUUGCAUAUAGUAUAUCUGAUAGAAAUUCUUUUGCAGAGUUAGAGUAUUUGUAUGAAAGGACCAUGGUUUUACGUGGAGAUUCGCCUCCUUUCAGUAUAGUUGGUUUGAGGGCAGAUAUAGAAGCUGAAAGACAGGUUGCAUACGAAGAAGGAUACAGCUUAUGUGAACGAUUAGGAGGAGUCCACUUUCAAGAGUGUAGUGCUAAAGAUGACAUUGGUGUUAAUGAAGCAUUCGAUCCCAUAAUCGAUGCUGUCUUGUCGCUCAAAUUCGAUAAAAGCAACAAAAAAAAGAAUUCAAUCACAAACAAAUUGGGAAAUACAUCAAAGAUAAAAUCAGUAGCUACGACUAAUGCCAUUUCGAAGGCAGCUUCAAAGUUAAACAAAACAAAUGAUCACGAGUCCUUGGACGAUAAAAAAAAUCAAGAUAAUGAGUCACGACAAGUAAAUCAAGCCUUGUCAACUUCAACUAGUGCAUCUCUGGCAAGGGGAAACAGAAGGAAUAAUUACAUUCUGCCAGAACAUAAGAAGGAUUUAAAGAAGCAAGGUUGUUGCAUUAUUAUGUGA